Linum trigynum is the source of this 4539-nucleotide messenger RNA. NCBI's taxonomy places the organism in Eukaryota, Viridiplantae, Streptophyta, Magnoliopsida, Malpighiales, Linaceae. The record is from the annotation of a GenBank genome assembly.
UUACGUGUAGGUGGCAGUCAAUGAUGUUCUAACAGUUGCUGAUAUGAAGUUGUGCCAGCCAAUGAUGUGUAAGUGAUGUUCUGUGUUUUGGGAUGGUAGAUGGAUAUAAGGAAUUUUAAUCUUUAUGACAGUUAAGUUUUCAAUUGCUUUUCUCUUUCUGGGUUUUGUUUCAAACCAACUGGAUCCUGAAUGCUAUUUGUUGCUUCAUUGGUUUGUAAUUUGCUAGGUCUUUGUCAACCUCAUGUUUGUCCAAUGCCGAGUCUAAUCCUAGCUAAUGUAUUCUGUGAAGUUUAUGUUGGAUUCCAUGUGAAUAACUAUUACAAUUAGUUGAUGCCCCACUUGAUUCCAGUUUCAAAGCAUAAUUUGGAUUUGUACAAAACACAGUACUUAUAGCAGAGUGUUCUAGGAUGAGCCAAAGUAACGUUAUGUGAUGAGUUUGUCAUUAAAAGGUUAGGUGUUAACCAUUGCCUCUGUUUUUGUGUGAUUCUGAUGUACGGGCAACGAAAGAGUUUUGUGUUCACAUUCUACUCUUAACCUUUUCGCGAUUUCAAUUUGUGGCUUUUUCUUUCAUUUAAUCUUGCAUGCGUAAGGUUGCUUUGUGCCAAGCUCUACUCUAUAAAAUGUUUUUUCUCUUCCUCUUAUAGAAGUGAUGAGUCGGUUUGAUUUUGCAUUCUUUAGGUGCUUUUAUGGAAACGGAUGGUUAGCUGUGCUUAGGAUGAAAGCGGGAAUAAAAACUUUUUAACUUGAUUUGGUUUGAAGAAAAAAAGGAACCAAAUUGUUUGUUGAUGGAAAGUAAAGGACCCCAAGAAGAAAAAGGUUGGUCAGGAUAGGUCAUUGUGUAACUCGAGGGGAUAUGAUCAUGCUGUUGCAACUUUAGUUCGGGUAUUGAUUAGUUGAUGAAAUGACCAUAAACAUGACUCUCCAACUCCUUAUUUGAUCAUAAACUAAACUGUCCAUCCAUUCAUCAUGACUCUACAACCUAAGUCCCCGGCAUUUUUUCUAGUAACAUAAUAAUUCCUCCCUAUAAAUAUACGGACGGACAAGACUUUCUUCACUUCUCAACUAUCACAUACUCUUCCACUAAGGUCCUCAUAACAUAUCCUUCAUUUUCUCGUCUUUGCUGCUCCCCUGCUCUUCCUAUGGCAGAUUUCGAAGGAGUGAACAGAGAGGUGGUUUCCACCACUGCCAUUGCUGCGGAAAUCGGUCAACAGCUAGCUCCAUUACUUCACAGAAGACAGCACUUACUCCAUGAGUAUCAUGUUAACGCUGCUAUCUUGAAUAAUGGUCACGGAAAUCACCACACGCAAGAGUACAUCCAUGCUUUGCGUCGAGUUUCAUUUCUUCUUCCCAAACUCCACGUGGUGCACCAGAUGAUUCUAAAUUUGCAGCAAAUGGUGCCUCAUGAAGUAGGUCUGCUCCAGGUCCAGCUCCCCCAAGUCGAACUUCCUCCCAACAAUUGAUGGGUCUCUUGUUGGGCCUAAUUGACAAGGCUUUGUUGAAGUUAAUUCUGUGGGCUUGAGCUUUGUAGUCUGUCUGUUAGUUUAUUCUGUGGGCUUGGGUCAGUUUAUUCUGGGUCAGUUUAUUCUGUGGGCUUGGGCUUCGUAGUCUAUCUGUUAGUUAGAAGUGGGUUGCUGUUUAUUAGGAGUAAUGGGUGGAUGAACUGCGGAAUCUCUGCUGGUGGUUAGAGACAAGUAGAAGUAUUUAUGUAAUUGUUUUGCAUUCAAUAAAGUUUAUCAGUUUUGCUCGGUUAAUUAUACAACAUUGUGGUAUCAGAGCCUCUGCAAAACUAGAUCAAAGCCGUGUGUCUCGUUCUUUUUUCCGGCUACUUCCAGAGUUCCAGUAUAUCCCCUUCCGGCGUAUCUUCCAUCCAAUUUCAAGACGCACAGAAAGCGGAAAUCUCGAUUCUCGCGGGUUGUCAAACCUUUAAAGUCCCAGUCUCUGCCCGAGUUUGUUCCGAUCAGUCUUUGGUUCAUUGGCUCUCACAGUUCUUCCGAGGUACGGCCAUCACUUCCAAAUUGAUCCGCAGUUCCGAUUUCAGUCUUGCUAAUCUCAGUUUAUGCAUUUCGAGUUCCCAAUUGAUCGUCGCUGUCCGCGAUUGUGUCCAAUUGAUCGAUCGUUGGAGCGAUUGCUUCUGUUGGAAGAAGAUUGUUUGUGUUAGGGAUUUCAUCUCGCGUCAUUUCAGAAAAACCCUUUUCCAUCGGCUGCGGUUGAACUGUUGAAGUUGACUUCCAUAUUCGACGACCCUUUACUUAUUUCUCCCCCUUUUUCCCUGCAGGUGACUAGGGAUUCUGAACCGGCAUUGUACUGUGAUAGAAAGCAUGGUAAUGAUCCCGUGCUCAGUUGUGGGAAUUGUCAUCUGGGCGCGUUUCUGUUUUGCCAGUCUUGAACUGAUAGUCAAUUCCUUUGCCCCACAGAAUUACAUUAUUGGAGCUUUCAAGCCCGCAUGUAACAUAUCAAUCACAUUAAAUGACGCCAAGAUGCGGAAACAGGUAUGAAUUCCUUUCUUUGUGCUGCUACUGGAGUUUUGAGAUCACAUUGUGCAUAGAUGAGAAAGUACCCAUCCAAUUGAUGUGCCUAAACUGCUCUAAUUGAAAAUAAAAUAGCUAGGGUUGCUGGAAAUUGAAAGGAAUUGGGAAAUUUAGGGUUUUUGGUAGGUUAGAUGGAGGAAGAACCGCCACACCAACCGGUGGUAAGGUUCGGGGCAAGGCGCCACAACCAGGGGUUGAUAAGCCUAAGAAAUCACAAGGAAAUAUUUCUUGCAACUCUUGAAAACUCUUAUUGAAGUCUGAAUACUGAAUUGAAUAAAACUGAACUACAAGCCUUCUAUUUAUAGAGAGGCUAACCCAAUAGAAAAGACUUCCUUCUACACCUAGGAAACUGAGAAGUAAUAACUCUACUACUAGGAAACAAAUAACACUCAUACUUAAGAAAUUAAAUAAAGCUAAUUUAAUAAAAGACUCUUAAACCAACAUGGACAAUAAUUAAGCAUCUCCUCCAAAUCCUUGUUGGACAAGGAUAGUUGUAAGAAAUCCUCAAUUCUCAAUUAACCCGUAGGUCUUGUUUGUAGACCCAAAUUUUCACCCAUCUUGAAUGCUCUUAAACUCUCUUUAAACCUCCUAAUUUGUCUAUUGACCCAUGGUCCAUGUAGAGAUGUAAUUUGGAAUCGAAUUAGGUCAUGUAGGGUUGGUAUAAUCCCAUGGAUGUCAGGCUCCUAUGUACUUGGGUUGCCUUAUGGUCUUUACGAUAUGGGGAAGCUUUUCCAAUGUGCCAUUGUUUAGAUGCUUCUUAUUACCACAGGUUUUUGAAUAUUGAUCAUAAUGUCAGAUUCCUACCGAACAUAGCUGUAUCCCUAGGUCUCAAUCAAAGGCCUCGACUAAGUUGGAGAGGACCUUAUCAGCAUUUCUUUCCUUUACGGGGGUUUGAUAGAGCUGGUUAUCUAAUGCAAGGCUAGUAAGAAACCAGAGUUAUUGGCACGAGGUUGAUCUCACCAUGCAGAUGCAAACAUCUAUCCCGUCCUAGGUUCAAGACCUUGGAGCUAACAAUCAACUAUAAAGAGAAAAAUAAUGAGAACUAGUUAAUUUGCCGACGAGAGUCUUUAUCACGAAACGGCAUUGGAUAGAGAAGGCUUUUUUCUGUGUCUUGUCACACUGGGAACUGUGGUUUUCUCAGCAGUAUGACUUGUUUUUAAUUGUCUGCUAAUGUUCUCUUCUCUUGUCCGGUGGUAACUGUUUUUCUGUUUUUGUUGCUUUGCAGAGUUGUACUUUGACGGAGGCAAUUUUUAUGACUUUACCUCUCUUGGUGAGUACAAUUCUCUUUUUGAUAUGUUAUUCCAAGAUUCAGUCUCAUUCUUACCUUCUUGUCUCUCCUUUGGAGUUGGUUAUCAAAGGCCAAUCAUUCUGUUUAGUUCAAUGAAUUUGGCUUAAGCAAACCAUUGAUGACUUGAUUCCUUGCUUUGUGGGCAGUACGUGAACUGGAGGUCCCUGGAGAAUUAUACGAAAGGAAAACAUAUCCUUUUGAAUUCUCCACAGUAGAAAUGCCGUACGAGACGUAUAAUGGGGUGAAUGUUAGGCUCAGGUAUUUCUUUAUUUAUGUACUCUGGAGAUGAAUUUCUUCACUUGCGAAUUGGUUAAAAGUUUUAGUUGGAUUAGAUGCACCUUUGAGAAAGAUUGUGUUGAAGGAGGUAGAAUACGGCCUUUUGUUAUGGUUGCUUCUUAUAGGAUACUGAGGCAAACUCACCCAAGACGAUUUGGACAGGUGAAAUCUAGAUAUUAUUUCUAGGGUUUAUAAUUUAGAUGGCAAGGGAGACCUACUAUGAACAUGGUACAUAAUCCAUCAGAGUACAGGGUGCCUGUCAUACUUCACACGGAGUACUGUGUUUGUUUAUGCUCCAAAAAAUUAGGUCCUUCUAGGUGAUACCUGUUUUAUAGUGGCUCAAGUGCUUCGCCAGCAUAUUACUCAACAACUGGAAGUUUGUUUUUGUUUGCCCACUCAGUUAAUGAAGCAGUACUCCUGUUACCACAACAAAUAUCUGUCAUCAUG